GCAAACACGUCACGCACCACGUCAGAAGCGCCCCCGGUUUCUCGCUGCCUCCACCGGACCGGUCCGUCCCCCACUCCGACGAAGAACUCCACUCUGCACAGCCAGCACCUCACCUCGAUGAUGCAUCCGCUCCGCCGAUUCCUCCUCCUCCUCCUCCUCCUCCUCGUCGGCCUCCUCCCCGCGGCCGUGUGGUCCCUGGCACCGCCCCGAUUCCCGAGGCACCAGCACCGCUCGCGGCCGGGAGUUAAUGGGGUGGGGGACUACGAGUACGAGACGCGAUACUUCCGGCAGCGGUUGGACCACUUCAGCUUUCCCGGGGUCGCGGACGAGGACGAGGCGGCGGCGUUCUUCCAGCAGCGGUACCUGGUGGGCCGCGGCGGUGGGUGGGCCGGACCCGGCGGCCCCAUCUUCUUCUACUGCGGCAACGAGGGCGACAUCGCCUGGUUCGCCUCCAACUCCGGCCUCGUCUGGGAGGCCGCCCCGCGCUUCGCCGCCCUCGUCGUCUUCGCCGAGCAUCGCUACUACGGAGAGUCCAUGCCGUUUGGUAGCAAAGCUAAGGCGUACAAUGACUCCAAGUCCCUAGCGUAUCUCACGGCCGAGCAGGCGCUUGCUGACUUCGCUGUGCUCCUCACUGACCUCAAGCGGAACCUAUCUGCAGAGGGCAGCCCCGUCGUGCUCUUUGGGGGCUCAUAUGGUGGAAUGCUAGCUGCUUGGAUGAGACUCAAGUAUCCCCAUAUUUCUGUUGGAGCUCUCUCAUCAUCAGCACCAAUACUGCAGUUUGAGGACAUUGUUCCUUCUACUAUUUUCUAUGAUCUCGUAUCGGAUGAUUUUAGGAGGGAAAGUUUAAGCUGCUUUCUUACAAUAAAAGACUCCUGGAAAGAAUUAGAUGACCAAGGAAACGAGCAAGGUGGUCUUCUGAAACUAAGCAAAACAUUUCACCUUUGCCAGACCUUGAAAACAAGCGGAGACCUUUCAGAUUGGUUGAGCUCUGCGUACAGUUAUCUGGCCAUGGUGGAUUACCCACUUCCAUCAGAAUUUCUCAUGCCUUUGCCAGCCAAUCCUAUUAAAGAAGUAUGCAGAAAUAUCGACAGUCAACCUGAGGGUACUAGUACUCUGGAACGCAUAUAUGCAGGAGUAAAUGUAUACUACAAUUAUACUGGCACAGUUGGCUGCUUUGAUCUAAAUGAUGAUCCCCAUGGAAUGGGUGGAUGGGAUUGGCAGGCUUGUACCGAGAUGGUAAUGCCAAUGUCUUACAGUGAAGGCAGGAGCAUGUAUCCACCAUAUAAAUUUGACUAUCCUUCCUAUGCUGAUGGGUGCAUCAAAAGCUAUGGUGUCAGGCCAAGGCCUCGGUGGAUCACAACAGAGUUUGGUGGGCAUAAUAUCACUACGGUCCUGGAAAAGUUUGGUAGUAACAUCAUAUUCUUCAAUGGGCUCCUUGACCCGUGGAGUGGCGGAGGUGUCUUGAAGAACAUAUCUGAGAGUGUCAUUGCAAUUGUGGCUCCAUUAGGAGCACACCACAUCGAUCUGCGCCCCGCAACUCCAGACGACCCAGAUUGGCUGGUGGCCCUGAGAGAAUCAGAGCUGAAGAUCAUCUCUGGCUGGUUAUCGGAUUACUACGGGGCGGGAGGGGCGGUCUUCCAGCCUGUAGCUGCCAAGGGCUCCUCUUCAUCCUAAGGAACCACACACUGGCCAAAUUGAAAUGCCCGAUCUCAGAAAUAAAGAGGGCCGAUUCGCGUUGCUGUGAGUGACAACCACCGUCACUGCUGCAGUGCGGCGUCAUGAAGAACGAAGAUCCUCGUAUUGAUUCGGAUACUGAAUCGGCUCCGGCUCCUGCAUCAUGUGCCAUUUCAGUAGCAUUGUUCUGUAUAUAUGGCGCGUGCACAUGGCUGAUAAGAGUGAUUAACUGAUAAGGUUAGGAAAAAACACUGGAUAACGUAACGUCGUAACGACUCUUUCACAGUGGUAGUGGUGGUCAGGUACUCUCUGCUGGAUGGAGGUCUGACGCCAUGUGCCGUGCCGCUGUAAAUAACGUAAUGCUCCAUUUUUUUUUUUGUUCUUUGGCCU
Sorghum bicolor (sorghum) is the source of this 2064-nucleotide messenger RNA. Its product is annotated as lysosomal Pro-X carboxypeptidase. The transcript has 10 exons. Lineage: Eukaryota; Viridiplantae; Streptophyta; Magnoliopsida; Poales; Poaceae. The record is from RefSeq and is a predicted model, not a curated record. Bases 118 to 1674 code for a protein of 518 amino acids. Gene Ontology annotation, molecular function: dipeptidyl-peptidase activity; serine-type exopeptidase activity. Gene Ontology annotation, biological process: proteolysis.